GCCCUCACUUCCCUCUCCUGGAGCACAUGAAUUCUGAAAGGGAAUUACAAACCCUUGAAAAGAGAUAUUUUGAUGAAAGAACCGCAAAUUAAAUUAAUCAAAAACAUAGACUCAUCUCCCCCCAUUAAUCUAUCUGUCAUCGCCAUCACAAGCUGUCUCUCAUAAAGAAAAAGAAAGGCAUUACAUUAGCGAAACAACCUGUACUACUUUUAAUGGUAUCAUGGAAGGAGGAGGUAGUGAUGAUCAUCAACUCCACCACCACCGCCACAACCACCACCAUCGCCCUACUUUUCCAUUCCAAUUGCUAGAGAAGAAAGAAGAAGACAACCAGCCUUGUUCGUCCUCUUCCUCCCCCACUUUCCCUUCUAUGGCCCUCUCCUCUUCCUCUGCCGAUCAAACUAACACCCCCACUUCCAUUUCUGCCCUCCAAAUCUCCCCCGACCCUUCCAAAAAACCUCCCCCUAAACGUACUUCUACCAAGGACCGACACACCAAGGUCGACGGACGUGGUCGUAGGAUCCGCAUGCCAGCUCUUUGUGCAGCUAGGGUUUUUCAACUCACCCGUGAGCUCGGCCACAAAUCCGAUGGUGAAACAAUCGAGUGGCUGCUCCAACAAGCUGAACCAGCAGUGAUCGCCGCCACGGGCACCGGCACAAUCCCUGCAAACUUCACUUCCCUCAACAUCUCCCUCCGUAGCUCCGGCCCAAGCAUGUCAGUUCCUUCUCAGCUACGCUCCUCGGGUUUCAACUCCAACUUCUCUAUGCAACAACGUCGGAGUUUGUUCCCCGGAAUCGGACUCGAAACAACCCCGACAUUCCUUAAUUUCCAAUCGAAUACUAGUAGUAACUUGAACUUCAUGUUCCAAACUAAGCAAGAGUUGCGUGACAAUGAUGGUACGUCGUUGGAAAUAUCAGAAACUGAAGAAGGUGUUCUAGGAAGGAAAAGAAGACCCGACCAAGAUUUAUCUUCACAACAUCAAAUGGGGAGCUACUUGUUGCAGUCAAGCACUGGGGAAAUCCCGGCGGCAAGUCACGGUCAGAUUCCGGCGAAUUUUUGGAUGGUUACUAAUUCUAAUAAUCAAGUUAUGAGCGCCGAUCGUGAUCCUGUAUGGACGUUUCCAUCGGUUACUAACAGUGCUUUGUAUAAGGGUCCUAUGUCUAGUGGAUUGCAUUUCAUGAAUUUUCCAACGCCGAUGGCCUUAUUGUCAGGUCAACAAUUGGGCUCAAGCAGCGUUUCCAGUGGUGGCGUUGGUGAUGGAAGUAGUGGCUUAAGUGAAGGGCAUUUCAAUAUGUUAGCGGGAUUGGAUCCUUAUCGUCAAGUGUCGGGCACUGUCGUAUCGGGGUCACAAGUGAGCAGGUCACAUUCGCACCACGACGGAGCUGGUGGCGGCGAUGAUCGACAUGAUACAACUAGUCAUCACUCAUAGAAAUGAUCAUCAUCACCAAGCAUCCUCCUUUACUUCUUUUGAUUGGUUGUGUAAUUUGAUGUGUAACACACGUGAGGGUUUGAUGGAGAGUAAGAGACUGACAGACAGAGGUGAAGACACUAUUUUAUAUUAUUUAUUACACUCAAUUUUAUUUUAUCUUUAUUUCA
This is a messenger RNA of Gossypium raimondii (Peruvian cotton), 1593 nucleotides long. RefSeq names its product transcription factor TCP14. Gene Ontology annotation, molecular function: sequence-specific DNA binding; DNA-binding transcription factor activity. Bases 221 to 1426 code for a protein of 401 amino acids. NCBI's taxonomy places the organism in Eukaryota, Viridiplantae, Streptophyta, Magnoliopsida, Malvales, Malvaceae. The record is from RefSeq and is a predicted model, not a curated record. Gene Ontology annotation, cellular component: nucleus. The transcript has 2 exons.